CUUUGCGGCCGCUGGGCGCACCCUGUGGCCUCUCUCGGCGCGGUCACCAGGUCGCGGCGCGAAGCAGACUGGAGGGCGAGCCCUUCCGCGGCCCCACCUCUGCGGUCCAGUCCCAGGCACUCGGAACCGGAGCGGGGAGGGGGCAGGUGUUUCUCCGCGGGGGAGUGGGGAGGAAGCUCGGCGGUGCGCGCGGUGCCCCGGAGCCUGGAACAGAGGAGGGCGAGUAGGUCUCGGGCGCCGUGCCGGCGGAGGGGGGUCGCACUGUCGCGGGGAGGGGAGGCGGGGCACCCGGGCUCGUUGGGAGGCUGGGGCCGGUGGCACUCAGCUGGGCGAGGGUAGGGGCGAAGCUCUGCGGUGGGGGGAGGAGGCUCCGGCCCGGGUCUCCACUCUAGGCGGGGGUGGGGGGCUUAGCGCGGCCGCCGGAGCGUUCAGCAGGGGGCGCUGCUCCGGGCGUUGGGCGGGGGUGGGGUGGGCCAGGAGGGGGGGCCGCGGCUGGCCGCACACACUUCCCCCAUUAUUAAACACUAUGUUCAAAAGGCGCCGGGGGACUUCCCGGAGCCACGGAGCCCGCGCCGCCCGCCCGCCCGGCCCACGGAGCCCAUGGACCUGAGCGCCACCGCCGCGCUGUGCCUCUGGCUGCUGAGCGCCUGCCGCCCCCGCAACGGGCUUGAAGCGGCCGCUGUGCUGAGAGCGGCGGGGGCUGGGCCGGUCUGGAGCCCGGGGGGCGGCGGCGGCGGCGGGCAGACUCUCGCCCUGGCUGCGGGCGCCGCGGCUGUCUCGGCCGCCGCGGUUCCCCGGGCCCGCGCCGUGCGCCAAGCUGCCGUCUCCGGCUUCAGGAACGGCUCGGUGGUGCCGCACCACUUCAUGAUGUCGCUUUACCGGAGCCUGGCCGGGAGGGCUCUGGCCGGGGCAGCCGCUGUCUCCGCCUCGGGCCAUGGACGCGCGGACACGAUCACCGGCUUCACAGACCAGGCGACCCAAGACGAAUCGGCAGCCGAAACAGGCCAGAGCUUCCUGUUCGACGUAUCCAGCCUUCCUGACGUAGACGAGGUGGUGGGCGCCGAGCUGCGCGUGCUACGCCGCGGAUUUCCAGAGCCGGACCCAGGCAGCUCGACUUCCCCGCCUCUGCUGCUGCUGUCCACGUGCCCGGGCGCUGCCCGCGCGCCACGCCUGCUGUACUCGCGGGCAGCUGAGCCCCUGGUCGGUGAGCGCUGGGAGGUGUUUGACGUGGCGGACGCUGUGAGGCGCCACCGUCGUGAACUGCGCGCCCCCCGAGCGUUCUGCCUCUUGCUGCGCGCAGUGGCCGGCCCAGUGCGGAGCCCCUUGGCACUGCGGGGGCUGGGCUUCGGCUGGCCGGGCGGAGGGGGCUCCGUGGUAGAGGAGCGCGCGCUGCUAGUCGUCUCCUCCCGCUCGCAGAGGAAAGAGAGCCUGUUCCGGGAGAUCCGCGCCCAGGCCCGCGCGCUCGGGGCCCUUCUGGGCGCAGAGCGGCCGCCGGAUCCAAGACCUGGCACCGGGUCGCCAAGGGUAGUCAUUGGCGGCCGCAGGCGGAGGAGGACGGCCUUAGCCGGAACGCGGACAGCGCAGGGCAGCGGCGCGGGCGCGGGCGCAGGCCGGGGCCACGGGCGCAGGGGCCGGAGCCGCUGCAGCCGCAAGCCGCUGCACGUGGACUUCAAAGAGCUGGGCUGGGACGACUGGAUCAUCGCGCCGCUGGACUACGAGGCGUACCACUGUGAGGGCGUUUGCGACUUCCCUCUGCGCUCGCACCUUGAGCCCACCAACCACGCCAUCAUUCAGACGCUGCUUAACUCCAUGGCGCCAGACGCGGCGCCGGCCUCCUGCUGUGUGCCCGCGCGCCUCAGCCCCAUCAGCAUCCUCUACAUCGACGCCGCCAACAACGUUGUCUACAAGCAAUACGAGGACAUGGUGGUGGAGGCCUGCGGCUGCAGGUAGCGCGCAGGCCGAGGAGGGGCAGCCGAGUGGCCCAGAAUCCCCAGCUGAAGAGCAGCAGAGGGCUAGCCUGUCACCGAGCGUGGGUGCAUGGCCGAUGUGACUCAGCGCCCUCGCGGAGGAGGAAGAGCACACGUUCACACUCACAUACACUCGUGCAGUCACGCACACAUUUACCGUGGACAGCAUCUGAAAGCCUUGGGAAGAGAUGACCUGCCGGUACCGAUUGUCAAAGCUUGUGUAUUUUGCAAAGAGAUAGCCAUGGCGCCCACUGCCCCCACUUGAGGAGAGGAAGGUGUUUGUGCUGAUGUUGUGGUAACAAGCACGAAAAUCAGGUAGAAACGGGUUAGGAAAUUGGGGACUCCAGAAUGGGAGAACCAAAGGGGUACUCGAGCGUGCUUUAUCUCACCCUUUUUUCUUCUGGCCAGUGUGGGCAUCGCUCCGCCCGGUGGCUGGGCGCCGCGUGGUGCACUCCGUGACCAACUACAAGGCCGUAGCGUCCUUUCUCAGGGUUUGUGUUGCAUGGGGCCGUUUACUCUGGAAAGGAACUGCUGCAAAGGCAUCUUUUUUUUUCUUAUUUAACUUUUAAAAUUUAACAUGCCCCUGUUUGAGUUUUGAAAGGGAAGUUUUGUCUGAAAGAAUGUGGAGCUUCCCAGAUUUCUGCAAAAAUCGGUACCGCUCCCCCCCUUUUAAAAUCAAUUCUAAUUGGAAAUGUUCUGGAAAAUGGAAAGGACAUUUUUCUUCUUGUAGGGAAGUGAAAUGGGGGAGGGGUUUAAACGGCUGAGUCUGAUCUAACAGGCUAUUGGGAUGGGGUAGGCUCUGCCAGGUUGGAAGCUCCCCAGCUGGCCUGGGAGGUGGUAGCCAUGCCUUGGGGUGGCUCAGGAGAAAGUGCAUGCAGUGGCCAGGAACCGGGAAGGUGGGGCUGGGGGAGGGGAGCUACUGCUUUUCCCAAAACCAGCCAGGGGGUUUUGCUAAGAAGCCUGUGGAGAGGCUCUCAGGGCUUAAGAGGCAGGGAGGUGUCCUGGGGCCCACUCCAGCCGAGGACUCCGGCUGUCGGCCAGGUAGGUGCAUGCUCCCUAGCGCCUACUCGACUCCCGCUAGUGCUAGCUAUCAAGUCGGCCUCUGCUUUUACCUGCCUUCACUGUGUUGUUGCUGUAGUUUUUGGCAGGGAAGUGAAGCCACACAAAAGUGCUUUUGUCAGAUUUCAACUCCCAACCACGACCUUCAGAGCAGGAGGAAGGUCUGCCCCCUCCCCUCAUCAGCUCCCUGACUUGGCUGCUGUGCCCUUCGAAGGGCCGGGCCUUGGUGUGGGGGAGCAGUGGUGGAAGCCUCCUAUCCCCUAGUGACCAUGUUUUGCCCCGAAGAGUCUUAUCGAUGGAAGGAUUUUCUAGGCAUGUACAAGUGAGUUCAAACAUUCAGCCGUCACUGUUUGAUUUGUUUAUGCCUGGGAAUCCUUUGUGGCUUUUUGUCCAUAGGUUGGGAGAGGGAAGAGAAACCAGUUGGACUCCACCUGUCUGGAGCUCCAAGGGCUCUUAGAAAAGCCCCGCAGCCCUCCUGGCGCCUCUGCCUGAUGCUGUACAGGACUUUCCCCUUCAGAGUCCUGGGGAGGAUGAAUUCCACCCUGUGUCGGAUGCAGGACAAUUCAUACACAUUUUGAUUCUCAGUGAUUACACUCUUGAGAGAGAGAAGACAGACUUACGAUUUAGAUACAGCUAAUUUACUUAAGGGCCCCACCUGAAUCAGUUUUCAUCCUGUCAAAUUCUCCCAAAAGAAAAAAAGUUGCACGUGUAAAUUACUCUUAAAAUGAAGAUUUCCCCCUCCUAUUAUGUGAAUUUAUAUUAUGUGGCUGUAUGAGUAGAUAUCAAUAACCAGAAAAUGAACAGUCUCUUCAGCUUAGAAAUUUAAAAACCUCCCAAGUGGCUGCACUGGUACAAUUCCAUCUUAUUUCAGUGACUGGGCAAAGAUGUUCCCUAAAUUUGUGGAUUUUUGCCAGAGACACCUCAAUCUUGUUUUCUAAACAAAGCCUUUCAUAAUGAAGAAUUAUUUAAAAAAAACACUUUAGUGUUAAAAGUUGUAGUAGUGGAAGUUUUAGAAAGAAGUUAACGACAAAGUGCAGUUAAAUGUUAUUUUGAAGAUAUUCUAGGGUGUUCAGUAUCUUUGGAUAAAAGCAAAUUGGAUACUUUUUUUAGUGACUCGGAAAAACACUUUUUUUGGGAAGAAAUGUCUUGAUUUAGCCCGACCUUUUCAUGGUAGGGGGAAAAAAAAAAAAACCUGUCAGUUUCCUCUUUCCCUCUGAUGACCUCCUUCUAAUGAGAUGUGUUGUGAGUGGUGUGGGAAGUAGGUGUCUUUCAGCAUCUCGAGUUUGGGUGGCGCCCAGGGGAGAGUGUUGUCCUUGGACAGUGGCGAUUCCUUCCACAGCCCCAUGCCCUCGGUAUGCUCUUUGUUUACUGGAUAAAAGGAAUGCUUCCCAGAUUGCCUCUGGAGCAAGUGAAACCACCUGGGCCACCCUGCCCAACCUCUGGCAUCUCAGCCCAUUCACUAGGUGAAUGCAGAGGAUGCAUUUCACUUUGUAAAAAUGACAGCAGCGGGCCAACACGUUGGGCAGAUGGCCUUUUGCUGCGAAGAUGUGGUUCAAUUAGCAUUGCCAAGAUGUGGAGAAAAGGGUUCUGUUAGCACAGUCAGUCGGAGCACUCUGAGCUCUCUUUUAGGUAAUCGGGGACAGGUCCGGGUGACCAGCAGGAACCCAGCUUCUCUGUUGUAAUCUCUGGUGGAAUCUCUAGUCACCACAGAUGGGAGAACUGACAGGCAGGGAAAAAGCAUGUUGAGACUGUGAAUAAAGGCCAUCCCGUGUUCUCUCAACCUGAAACCUGAGGUCAGCAAAGUCUCCCUCCUAAAGUAAACAGAAUUUUCCGUUUUGUUGGGAGGCCGAGGUGGGCCUAUCACCUGAGGUCAGAAGUUCAAGACUAGCUUGACCAACAUGGAGAAGCCCUAUCUCUACUGAAAAUACAUAAUUAGCCAGGCAUGGUGGCGCAUGCCUGUAAUCCCAGCUACUCAGGAGGCUGAGGCAGAAUUGCUUGAACCCGGGAGGCCGAGGUUGCAGUGAGCCGAGAUCCCGCCAUUGCACUCCAGCCUGGGCAACAAGAGCAAAACUCCAUCUCAAUAAAUAAAUAAAAUUUCCAUUUUGAAGAGAAUUGUGCACUACUAGCUGACAUCAUUUGAACCACUAUUUCCCGCUAGUGAGUAGGAUUUGGCGUCCCUGCUUAGGGAGCUCGGGGCAGGGCAGCUGCAGUCCAAGCGGGGCUGGUGCUGGGUCUGCCAGACACGAAGACAGUCUGGUCAGUGCUGCUUGAAGCCAGGGAUUUGGUAUGAAGGGGGAUCAACCACAUUGGCAGGUGGGCAUUUCCACUGAUGCCCAAACACUUGCCUUAUUGAAUUCUGACUUUCCAAGCAGCUGUGCUGGGUCUUCCGGGGAAGGUGGCUGGCUUUGCUGUCUUAGCUUGAGGAAGCCAGGCUUGAGCUGUGCUCAUUCAUUGUAUCCAUGCUCCCCUUCACUGUACCCUCCUGGCAACUAUAUGAGGGAUGGAUUGUAAGACAGGAGAAUCCAGACUCCACGAAGCCCAGGGCAGUUACUUCUUCCUGGCAGCUUUCAUGGUGUCGGCGGGAGCGGGUGCCUCACCUUUGGUACUGAAGAGAGUACCGAUAAUCCUUCGGAUGGAACAGGAGGGAGUGUAAUUCAAUCUCUACACAUGGUAUAUGCUGUCGCAAUUUCAUUCAGACUCACAGAAGAAAACAACUAGGGUUUGUAGACUGAUUUUCUUCUUAGAGCAGGUAGAAAAACUGCGUUCUUUCCAAGAGCAGCUUAUGCACAGAUAAGGUCAGACUCUUCCUGUGCUUGAGUCUGCCUCCAGGAAGUCCAGUGGAAGGAAGAGACCAUCCUGCGGCUGCCUCUGGGUGCAGAGAAUCACUGGGCCUCACCGAUUCUCAUGAGAACCUGUCAUCUCAGGGAGACAGCCCUCCCCUGGCCCUCACUGGGCCAUAGGCCAGGAGGCCUGAGUCAGAUCGCAUAGUGAGCUGGAGGGAGCGAGGCUCUGAAUGCAGCAGUCUAGCAGAGGGAGCUUGGGACUGUGCUUGCCACUCAGAAAGUGUGCGAUUAGGAAGGGAAGAGAGGAAGCUGACAAGUGAAUCUGGCAAGUGGAAAGUAACUAGAUCCCUUUGGGGGAUGGUGUAUCUGAGCUGCACCAGAGUCAGAGCCCAUUGUGGGCUUUGAGUGCCCAGGGGCAGCUGCUCCCAUGGCAUGGCCUGCGCCCACCUCAGGGGAGGCUGCUCAAAGGCCAGGGCACCAUAGGCAUCUCCUAAGAGAGGGCUGAGGCAAGUUAUGGGCACUCACCUCCCUGCUGGAGCUUCAUCUUCUGCCCUUAAAAUGACGCCCUCUCUAGUCCCAAGGUUUUAGGAUUUUACCUUGCCCCCAAUUCCACUCAGACAGCUUGUAGGCAGAGCAAAUGCGACAGCUCCUGGAGAAGGUCCCCUCCCAAUCCCAGUUCCAGAGCUGCGUCUUACACGUUUCACAGCUUUGCCUGUGCGUGUGCAUGUGUCCAUUUUACUGAUAUCCUCAGUAGGUGCCUCGUGGAUGUGCUUUCAAUUUCCAUGGGCUGAGGCAGGUGCGGGGAAGGCCGGCACCUCAAGGGUGGGGUUCAGCUACCCAGAUCCAGGAGCUGGCCUGUGCUCAGUGGGGUGGGCAGAGCCACACUCAGGCUGAGGCUGCCUGAGGGACCUAGUGCUGGGAAGGGCUCUACCUGCUGCUGGGACUCCUGCAGGCAGAAGAGGAAAGGCAAGGCUCGGCCUGGUUGGUCACCCAGACAGGGGCCUGGGACUGUCACAAAAGCCCUGGAUGAGGCAGGCAGGACUGUCCCAGGGUGGACUCCUUGGGUCCCUACCCCUUCCUCACCACCAUGCCCAUAUCUGGGUCUGAGGUCCCCUUGCAGCUUCCCACGGGAGUGAGCCUCGGGUAGCGUCAGAAGAGCUUGUCUCUCUUCCUUUUUAUGGCCUGGAAAAUGGUGGGAGGGUUUAACGUAAAGAAGCACCAGAAGGGAGGACCCCAAAAGAUGUUUACUUCCAAGUUUACAGACAGCUUGGCAUCUUGCAUCUGGAGCCUCCUGACCACGUAGCCUGGAGCAGAGCUGUCUUCCUCCCUCUGUGCCGUUCUGGACUUUACACUGUACCCACAGCUUAGUACAUCACAAAUAGUAACCCAGAGUGAGGCUGUGGUGAGAGAAGGCUGUUCUUUUCAGGAGGGCCACUGUCCUAGCCUGAGGAGACACCUGCUGGACACAGGCUGCAGGGAGAGGUUUGGAAGUUGGCCUAAUGAAUCAGAGGGGUGAUUGAGGGCCCAGGAGUUGCCACAUGAGCUCUGAUCGUCAUUCAGGGGUGCUCUCUGCCCAUGACCUGCAGGUAACUACCUUCACCAGAGCUUGGCUUGUGGUCUGCAACCUGGCGACAGGCCUUUGGCUGGGCAAAGUUUGGGCUGGUGCUUCAUGGCGGCAGGAGCAAUUACAGCAGAGCAACCCAGGAUGGGUGGUCAUUGAAAAAUGGGUGUGAAGUCACUGAAAAAUCAGGCUGAGUUUCAAGUUAUGCUCACAGUUGCUGAAAAAGUAAAAAUACACCUUGAGAGUAGCAGAGCAGCGUGCAAUGGUCCACUUCCUCCUGCCUGUGCAGAGCCUGCAGGCCUCUUCGGCAUCUGUGCGUGGUGCGUAUGUGUCUGUGACAACAGAAAGGGCUGCUUUCUCUCACAUGUUUCUCUGACAAUGGCAAGAGGGCUGCAGGGGUCACAGAAGCUUCCGGAGAGAGGUGUUUCUGCACAGUCAGGUGAAUUUGUUGGCAGGACAGCUUGGUGUGAUGAUAUAAGUACAGUUUCACUCUUUGUCAGACAAACUUCCUUCUGCUUGUUUAGAAAUGCUUGCAGAAACUUUUAGUCCCUUUUCUGUGUUAGUAAGGGAUGCUGAGAUACUGUCUAGAAAAACAGGGGGAAACUUCUGACUGUCACACCCAGGCCACUUCCGGCAGAGUGGAGAGUGGUACAGAGCAUUCAGGGCGUGGCCAGCUGCUUUGCCUCUGCAUUCCUGUCUCAUUACCUUUUGAGUUGUGGGCCAACAGGAGUGCCGCGCAGUGGGGGCUGGAGAUUUGGCCCGGCAGGAGGUGGGCAAGUGGCUGUCUUCUUUGCAGAAUACCUGCCCUGCUCCAUCCGACCAGCAGUGGCAACAGCCACACCCAGUUCUGCAUCUAGCUCCUGCCCAGACCUUUGGCUGCCAAAAUCUAGACCCUUGGCUGACCAAAACGAGAGUUCUGAUAAGGUUCCCUCACAGGCAUCCUGCUGAAUUAGAAGGAAACAGGAGCAAACCUGAGGCACAUGGGGGUAAACUUCCCUCGAGGACAUUUCCUGAGCUGCAAGAUGGGAAGGGACAACACCUCGGCUGGUGAGCUGGUGCAGCUGCACAUACGUUUCCUCUGUUUUUCAGUACUCACAGGUCAUCCCGAGGAGACCUCUCUUGGGCUAUGGGCACCCCAUGCUUGGAUUUUUUGGUGUAUGUGGCCAAAAAGCAGUGACCAGGUGUGUUGAGGGCCUCCCCUUGCCUGCACCUUUUCAUCUCUGAGUGACUGAGGGCUGCCAUUGCACACGUGUCCUGGAUCCUCCCCUGGCCUGGGGCAGCUGCUGGGCUUGGGGUGAACAGGCUGGUUCGAGGAAGGGGCUUCCCACAAGCAGGGCUGGUUUCCUGAGUCAGGGCCUGUCACACUCAAAGUCAGCCCUUCAGCAUUCUGUUUAGAAAACGAUGAUGCAGUUCAGUGAGAAAAAAAGCUCAGGAUGAAAUGUGUUUUCUGGCGGGGAAGUACUCAAGCGCUCUAAGCCAGGAACAGAGACUCUCAAGAGAGGAAUUCUCUGGCAUCCUCUGCCUCGGAUAAAUCAUGGAUUAAACAUGAGCAUCCUUAGAGUAAUUUUAUGUUUGUGUUUGACUUUACACUAUAAUGCAAACAGCUUUUAUGUUUUCUUUGACAAAGAAUCAUAAUUGAGUCACUUUAGGUCUUUUAGCUGGAAGUAUUUCACCCUAAAUGAAAAGUUAAUGCAUUUUUUACAAGGAUUAACAUGCUAGCUACAGCAUGCCCUUUCAGCAGAUGACAAUAGGGGAUUCUGAAAAGUUUGGACACAGUUUUUUUCUUUUUGUAUACAAAUAAAGCAGCAGAUCCUUUCUCUGUAGAGGCCACUGCAGAGCUCCUGCACCAGCUUACAAAAUGAUGUUGUUUAAGCAGGCCUUGGGUGGGCAGCGGAAUUCUGCACAUGAUGAGUGGCCUGCAGCUUAAAAAGCCAAUGUCAUCUGAUUCCAGUGCAGUGAUUUUAAGGAAAUGAUAAAACUCAAAGUGCUGGUAAUGCCAUCAAGGCUUAACAACACGCCAUUCCCUCAGCAGCUAAAGACAAAAUGAAGUAUUUGGGUGAGGGGACAGAAGUCCUUUCACUUUGCAGUGACACCCAUUUUUUUCUUAGCUUGGCUUGGGAGUAAGGAGUCUGGGGUGUGGGGGACAUUAAAUACUCAUUUAAGGCAAACCGAAACCUCCUUUGUCAGCACUCUUUCAGCUCUGCUGUAGCCAGAGCAGAGUUCCAAGGCUUGCAGCCUGAGCUGUCUCCUAGCUGCCGGGCCUGGCAUUUAUUUGGGCAAUGCAAGAGACAUUGUGAAGCAUUGCUGAUGCCCAGGCCAGCUAGCAGGGAGCCCUACCAGGGCAGGUAGAAACCUAUGUGUAUAUGUAUUCUCAAAUUUAAAUAGAUUGUACAUAGUGAAAUGUAAAUGACCUGUAAAACAGCAAUCUCUAUUUUUCUUAACUAUUAUAUAGCAGUAUAUAUUUGUUAAACAUGCUUGUAUACUCUUCAUUAACCACUUUAAUAUUUUGUACAGAUAAGCUGAUUAAAUAUUUUAUUCAUAAAA
Messenger RNA from Callithrix jacchus (white-tufted-ear marmoset), 9914 nucleotides. RefSeq names its product growth differentiation factor 7 (gene GDF7). Lineage: Eukaryota; Metazoa; Chordata; Mammalia; Primates; Cebidae. The record is from RefSeq and is a predicted model, not a curated record. Gene Ontology annotation, cellular component: extracellular region. Gene Ontology annotation, molecular function: cytokine activity; growth factor activity. Gene Ontology annotation, biological process: BMP signaling pathway.